AUGAAUGAUGCAUCGACGAUGGAUUAUGAACUGCUCUCCCCUUCUUUGGUUGAGCAUCCAGCCGGCGCUGCGGGUAUGGAUGCUGAACAGAAAACCGUCUUUGCCUUCGUCAUCUUCCUCCUGGUCUUCUUGGUGAUGCUGAUG
Molecule: messenger RNA, 144 nt
Organism: Pterocles gutturalis (yellow-throated sandgrouse)
Lineage: Eukaryota; Metazoa; Chordata; Aves; Pterocliformes; Pteroclidae
Product: cortexin-1-like
Exons: 1
Source: RefSeq, a predicted model, not a curated record